AUGGCUACAACUGAUUGGAAUUAAAACAACAACUCUAAUCAUUAAAUAUUGAGUCACAGAAGCUAAGUAAAUAAUCCAAUUCCCUAAGGAACAAAGACUAUUAUGGAUAUAUUGCCAGAUCCGAGCACAUACUAAAAGCUCAAUAAUAGUCCAAGCAUGAAGAGUAAUCAUUUAUUUAUGAGUUUUGAUAGUGAUGUAAUUAACAAGUUACAAGAAGCCAAUGAAAAAUUCUUUUAGAGAGUUGCUGAACUUGAGUCAAUAGUUUCACAAGCAGUUGAAAAGACUUAGAAAGAGCUAAAGGAAGCAUCCAUAAAAAAUAUCACCACUCAUAGAGAGCCACAGUUUGGAGAUGUCCCAGAUGUUUAGUCUAGAAACUCAUUGCUGAAAUAGAUGCAAAAAUAAAUAAAAGCAUAGCAAAGAGAAAUUAUAUCUUUGAAAAACAAACUUGAGGCAUUAACAAGCACUGAAAAAGUAACUGAAAUGGAAAAUAUGGUAUUAAAUCUUGAGAGAUAAAAUAAAGAAGCUAAAAAGCAAGUCAAAGUAAUUAACUCUAUAAAUUAGGAUCAGAAAAAGGCAAUGCAGAUGCUAAGCAAAGACACUGAAUAUGAAGAAUAAAUGUUUUAACUUAAGAAGGAGCUAGUUAGAUGGAAAGAGAAGCACACUAUGCUUUUUCAAUAUAAGAAGGAAGAAGACUAAUUUUUCAAAUAGAAGUUUGAGCAGUUAGUUUCCGUUUAAGAAAAUAGACAUAAAAUUAAGGAGUCUAUUAUCUAAGUAAAAUACAAUCCAAAUCUGAUUCUUGAUGACACCUCCAGAAUUUAGAGUAAAAGUUUAAUUCAACCUACUAAAAGACUCUAGCGUGCAGGCUCUUAGGCAAUGAUUAGAUAAAAUAAAGAUAAAAAGUACUACUUGUAGAAACGAGAUUUUGAGACCUAAGAAAUGGAAUUAUCUCAUGAAGUAGACUCUCUAAUGUAUUAAAUAACUACUGUUGAUAGGCAGAACCAGUAAAUGCUAGAAGAAAUAAAGGAAUGUCAAAACAUUUAAAAGUAAAUGAAUUUGUAGUAGUAAAAUCAACCUUAGUCAGAUCUUCAUAGAAGAAAUGUAUCAUCUUAGCUUAAAUAAAUAUAAGAGUCAAAUCGAGACAAAUAAAGCAGAGGCAUUCCUAAUGUCAAGCAAAAUCCUAAAAAAUAUAAUUAAGAUAUUACUAAAAUGCAAUAAUAAUCGAACUAUCAAUUGGCUACACAAAAUGAUUCAGCUUAAGAAGAAUAUUUUGAGACCAUAGAUAGUAUGAAUGAUAGAGAAAUGGGACAUGCUUCUUAAUUAUAAGUUAACGGAAGAGAAAGUCCUCCAAAAGAACUCGAUAGUUAGGUCACUUUUAGGAAGCCAAAGAAGUAUGAGCAAGUUAUGAUGAAUGACAAGGCAACUAAAACACCUUUAAAAAGUGGGCUUAAUAAAGUAUAAUCUCAUAAGCGUAUAUGA
Messenger RNA from Stylonychia lemnae, 1476 nucleotides. NCBI's taxonomy places the organism in Eukaryota, Ciliophora, Spirotrichea, Sporadotrichida, Oxytrichidae. The record is from the annotation of a GenBank genome assembly.